AUGGCUCUCGCACGACACGUCGACCCUGAUGAGCUUAUUAAGACACUGAAAGAUCAUCCACUGCACAAGGCUGGUGCACACCAGCGAGGAGUCAGCCAUACUACUCCCUACUCGAGCAGGUAUGCCGCCAGUGUUGAGCUUUCGAAAUACAAGAUCCCUCAGGAUGGCGCGCCCGCAGAUACUGUGCACCAGCUGCUCAAAGAUGAGCUUGAUCUUGAUGGACGGCCCAACUUGAACUUGGCCUCGUUCGUAGGAACAUACAUGGAGCGUGAAGCCGAAGCGUUGAUGAUCGAGAACAUCUCAAAGAACAUGUCAGAUGCCGAUGAGUACCCCGCGAUGAUGGACAUGCACGCACGUUGUAUCUCAAUCAUUGCUCAUCUCUGGGGCGUCCAAAAAGGCGAAAAGGCUAUCGGAUCAGCAACGACGGGCUCCAGUGAAGCCAUUCACCUUGGUGGGCUGGCAAUGAAGAGACGCUGGCAAGAGAAGCGCAUGGCUGAGGGCAAGGACACGUCCAAGCCGAACAUCAUCAUGGGCGCCAAUGCACAGGUUGCUCUUGAAAAGUUUGCCCGCUACUUUGAGGUUGAGGCUAGAAUUUUGCCUGUUUCCGAGGACUCUUCGUACCGCUUAGACCCGAAGCUGGUCAAGGAAAAUAUCGACGAGAACACGAUUGGUGUUUUUGUGAUCUUGGGUAGUACGUACACAGGUCACUACGAGCCUGUAGAGGAGAUCAACGAUAUUCUGGACGCGUUUGAGAAGGAGACGGGCCACGAUAUUCCCAUUCAUGUUGACGCUGCAUCUGGAGGUUUCAUCGCACCGUUCACGCAUGCUAAGGCCGGCAAGAAGUGGAACUUUGAGCUCCCUCGCGUCAAAUCUAUCAACACGAGUGGCCACAAGUUUGGUCUUGUGUACGCUGGUGUUGGUUGGAUCAUCUGGCGAGACGAGAGCUACCUGCCGAAGCACUUGGUUUUCGAGCUGCAUUACCUCGGUGGUACAGAAGAGUCGUACACGCUCAAUUUCUCGCGACCAGGAGCACAGAUCAUCGCACAGUAUUACAACCUGAUCCACUUAGGAUUCAAUGGAUUCCGCAGCAUCAUGGAAAACACGCUCGCCAAUGCCCGCCUGUUGAGUAGGGCGCUGGAGCACACCGGCUGGUUCCGCUGUGUCAGUGAUAUUCACCGAAAGAAGGGAGACGUAAAGUUUGAAAAGGGCAAGAAGCAGUACGACGAGGGAGAGAACAGUGCAGCCUACAAUGCCGGACUCCCUGUAGUGGCUUUCACCUUAACCGACGACUUCAAGAAGGCAUAUCCGCACGUGAAGCAAGAGUCAGUCAGCAACCUAUUGCGCGCUAAGCAAUACAUCAUCCCGAACUACCCGCUGCCGCCAAACGAGGAGAAGACCGAGAUUUUGCGAGUUGUUGUACGCGAGAGCUUGUCUCUGGAUAUGAUUGAUCGAUUGGUGACGGAUAUGUGUCAAGUCAUGGAGCAGUUGCAGAGAACGGAUGCAACCGACGUGGCAGCCUGGCAGCAGUCGAACGCCAGCGCGGAGAAGUCGCAUGCCUCUCUUGGACACCGAGCGCACAACAGGCACAAGGCCAAGAGGGCGAUGCAUGAGGGAAUUCACCGAUCUGUGUGUUAG
This is a messenger RNA of Ascochyta rabiei, 1635 nucleotides long. RefSeq names its product Glutamate decarboxylase. The record is from RefSeq and is a predicted model, not a curated record. Gene Ontology annotation, cellular component: cytosol. The coding region runs from base 1 to 1635 and encodes 544 amino acids. The transcript has 5 exons. Lineage: Eukaryota; Fungi; Ascomycota; Dothideomycetes; Pleosporales; Didymellaceae. Gene Ontology annotation, biological process: L-glutamate catabolic process. Gene Ontology annotation, molecular function: pyridoxal phosphate binding; glutamate decarboxylase activity.